Molecule: messenger RNA, 747 nt
Organism: Gadus chalcogrammus (walleye pollock)
Lineage: Eukaryota; Metazoa; Chordata; Actinopteri; Gadiformes; Gadidae
Product: V-type proton ATPase subunit S1-like protein
Exons: 4
Coding region: 1-747 (248 amino acids)
Cellular component (GO): proton-transporting V-type ATPase complex
Source: RefSeq, a predicted model, not a curated record
AUGUCCCAGAGCAAGAGGAAGCUACUGCAGUCUUUGAUGGGCCCCUAUGGGCCCCUAAGUGUGUCCUACAAUGGGAAGACCUGCAUUCUGUUCAAAGCCAAGCGCCUGGCCAUCCGCUACAGGAACCACACGUUCAUAGACCUGACAGAGAGGAUCUUCAGCCCCGGCUCACCCGUGGACACCAAGGGCUCUAUCUGCACUAAGGAGAAGGCGACGCUUUCAUUACGGUUCGGUGACGUGGAGGACCUGCGAGGACUAGUGAUCCGGCUCCAGAUGUCCAACACAUUUUACGAGGCGGCGGGGCAGAACUGGUUUACCCUGGAUAGUGUUCACAUCCACUACAACUGGACGCAGGAGGCCACGUUCAACGCCAGCGAGAUCUACGCCCCUGCCACUUCCUCCUACCAUUGCCAGCAUGUCAGCAGCUUGCAUAAAUAUGACACCCUGCUGGUGCCAACCUCCCACACGGACACAUCGGCUAACUGGCACAUCACUUUCACAGACUUCCAGAUCCAGGCCUUCAACGUGCAGUCGGAGAAGUUUGCGUCGGCCAGCGACUGUGCCACCUUCCUGACCCCGGCCAUCCUGAUGGGCCUGGUGACCUCUCUCAUCCUGCUCCUGGUGCUGGCCUACGCCCUGCAUAUGGUGGUCCACCUGAAGCACAUCGACCGCUACGAGGAGCAUAAAGCCACCGUCUACUUCCCUCGCAGUCCAGAAGCAGAGCUCCCCGACAAGAACAGCCUGUGA